This is a messenger RNA of Opisthorchis viverrini, 7879 nucleotides long. RefSeq lists its product as hypothetical. The transcript has 13 exons. Bases 66 to 6578 code for a protein of 2170 amino acids. The record is from RefSeq and is a predicted model, not a curated record. NCBI's taxonomy places the organism in Eukaryota, Metazoa, Platyhelminthes, Trematoda, Opisthorchiida, Opisthorchiidae.
CACUUGUAGGUCACGUAUACCCCGGGUCAGACAAGUUGGUUUUUCUGUCUCGUGCGGUUUUGAAGAUGGCCGCGCGUUCAACGCUGAUUGUCGCCGGUAGAAGAGAUGAUAGCUUGUCGAAGGAGAAGCUCGAAAAAUUGAUUUUCAACUGUUUGAUCACUGCCUACGGCGAGGAGGCGACCGGCGUGGAUGCUGAGUUUACCGAGUUCGCUUCGGGUUUUACGAAACCGAUCUAUAGUGAAGAGUUUGGCCUGAACACUGCAAAUGACGUGACUGGGCUGAACUUGGUUCGAAUCCAAUACAACCCCACGGCGACUCAAUUUCGUUCUUGUCUACGUGAUUGCUUGGCCCAUGCGCUCAACACCGGUCGCGUUUCCGAAACAGAGGCUUCCAUUGAUGGUCACGUCACGGUGGUCUACGCUGGUCAGGUUAUGUCCCACACUGGCGAGUGGCUUCUGGCCGAUUGUGCCUUGGAUGGGCAUCAGGUGCUUUCUUGGCUUGACAGCAAAGCAGCUCGGGCUUGGUGGCCGCAGUUGGAUAAAUUCCCCAGCAUGGGUGAUCGUCUUCACGUCCAUCUAUUCACCCCGUUGGCUGGACCCGGCACAACGUGGCCCCUAAAUAAGAACGGGCAUCCGCAAACCCUACUGACUCACGUUGACGUACGUCUGGUUGAUCUGGCGCUGAAUAUCGAGGGAAGCUGGCGUUCGAGUGGCAAACCAGUGGUACUUGAUCCGAAUCAUGGUGCCGCGUACGAAGGGAUUCGGAGUUUCGUUCAACUUGCAAUGGAUCAUCACCCGUCCACCGUUUUGUCCCUGAGUUCGGAUUCGAUUCCUCUGGGUUGUGCCUUAUCGGCACAACGACCCGCGCUCUACUUCUUCCCUGGUGGAGGAAUCACUUCUCAGGCGAGCGCUCUGUUCUCCAUCCAGGGGUUUACAAUGCUACUUGGAGGAGCGUUCACAUCGAAUAAGCCACCCAAUUGGUGGGCGAUGAUAAGGAAUUUGCCAAAGUUGGAUGCCGUUGUACUACCCGAUUGGUCUGCGUCAAACCUGUUAACCUAUCAGUUUUUACAUGACGUGCUUAAAAGUGGAACUCCUGAAAGCAAUGUUUUGGGUGCGAUUCUUCUCCCGCCACCUUACACUCCAUCCUCACCGGAUGAACCGACAAACGAAUUCAUUUUAUCUCAUCCUACUUCCGCUUCCGUUGCCCAGGAGUCCACUUGGGCAUCGAAUAAUCUGGCGACGGAAAACCUGCCUCCACCUCUUGUCCUCUACGCAAAGUUCGGUUGGGGAGAAUUGAAACUCCAACCGCUUGCGCAACGUGCUGGUUUGGUGCUUCUGUGGAGUUCACGACUGGAUCAGCCUGUCAACAACAGCAAUCCGCCACUGCGUAUCCUUCUGCCGACAACACAGUUGUCUGGUGCCAGUCCAGUCCAAGGCCUCGGUCGAUUGAUCAAGUCACUCGCAACUGUUCCACAACUGGAAGAUAAGUCGAUCAGCAUGAGAAGUUCUGCAAAACCUCUAAGCACCCGCACGACUGCAUUGAAAACCUCUCCGCAACAACCCAGAGUGCAAAGCACAACAAACAAACCACUGGGAAACCACACGCCAAGCAAGCCACUGCGUGAUGCUUCUCCUAGGAAGCCCGUUGCAGCUCCGUCGAAACGUCCUGUUAGCGCCAACACAGCACAGCCGAACAAAGCGGCGCCUCCGGCAACCAAAGCUCCAGCCAGACCACACACAGCCCAUACACAAGCGAAAGGUUUGAAUUCAGCAAAGCCAGCUUCUGCUAAAACGACGUCCUCUGUGCCUCCACCUAGACCGUCUUCCGUGAAAACAAAGAACGAAACAACAGCUGAAAAGCUCGCCGCUCAUGCAAACCUGUUGGCUAGUAAAAAAACUGCCUCAGCCACGCCAGCGGCUCCCAAGUCAAAACCGAUUGUUACUUCUGCUGCAACGCCCACCUCAAAGAUACCACCAUCGUUGACCUCCAAACCGAAGGCUCACUCACCUCUGCCGGAAGAACCUCCCCAAGAAGUCGCCCCCACGACAACUGUUUUGGACGACAAGUCACCCCAUGGAACUCCCACAAAUGCCGAGCAGCUACGUGACUCAUUGGAAUUGGCUGCUGUUGAUCCGCUCAUGUCAGGAUGGCGCUCCAUGGAACAGUCCGAGACACGUGUUGCUGUCGCAUCCGAAUCUGCUCAAGAACCGCAGCCAAUAAAAGACAGCUACAGCGCUGAGGUUGGAGCUCCAGAACCGGCUGAAUUGUACAAAGUACAUAAGUUUGAACACUUUGAUGAAGCCGAUGAGAUGGAGGAAGCUUCAAUACCGGAGGGGAAUCAAUACAGUGGAUUAGACUUUGAAGGUGGACAACAUACUUACGAAGACAGACCAGUAGAUGAGGAGAUUUUAGCACCUGUUGGUCACGAAAAGACGGAAGAUGAGGCAGCGCAUUUCACCCACAUGGAUGAAGAUCAAUACGCAGAACCGGAAAUGCAUGAUCGAUCUGUUUCAGAGGCAGACACAUCCAAGCAUUUUGAGACUGUUGAUCCUUCGGUUGCUAGCGUUUUGAAACUUAUUGAUCCAGCUGUUCAGGGUUCGUACCCGAAUGAACUAGAUACAUCGGAUUUAGGAGAGGAGAACCUCCCAGUACAAACCUCGGCACGCGCCGACACUCUUUUAUCCUCUUCAUCAGUUCCACAUUCAGUCACGAAUGAAUUGUUUUCUGAUGAACAAAUGCACAACGUGGCUCAUGAAGAGCCACCAGUCGAAGUGGAUGAGUCCGUGGAGAAAGUAGACGAAUCCAAAGUCGAAAGCUUUGUGCCGGGGUACUUUGAAAGAGCAGAGGACAGUCGACAAGUGGGACUUGAACCGCCUCGCGGGCUUUCUCCAAUUACGGGGACAGACAUGAACGUCAGGCCUGACAGUUUCGCGGAAAUGUUGGCUCCUGGAUACGGAGUUCCGGAUGAGCUCAAACAACACGAUAUGUCUGAUGAAGCAUAUGACUCAUCACCCAAUAAAACCAGUGUAGGUCAUUUCGAACAUGUGUCAGCCUCUCCAUCACCAAUCGGAGAGAACACACCUCAUUUGGGAUCACACUUGGAGCAUCCAGAAGAGAAACCUGGUUUUGGAUCACCACUGGAAGACUCAGCGAAUGCAGUACUAGAGCAACCAGAGACGGAAAUGGUUCAUGAGCCAACCGAAGUUCCAGAUGAAUCCCGUCUCUCGUAUUACGACCAGCAGAUUUCUCAGCCCAGCCCGGUACGACCAGAUAGUCUAGAUGGAAGUGACGCCGCAUCGGUACCUUUGGGCGCACCUCAUGAUUCGGAAUGGUAUCCUUCUGACUUAACGAGUGACGCAGUUCAUCACGAUUUUCCAACGUCCACACAUCUAGACAAAUCAGAACCGUUCACGUUUGCCGCCGUAGACCAUCCCUCGGAACAGCUUGAGUUGAGAACAGACAGUUUGGAAGAUAUUGCACCCAGUGACAAAGAAGACGCUCCUCAACAUUUGCCUGAAGUUGUUGGAUCGCCAACAACUACUUCAGAUGUCGAACCCGUUCAUGACCAUCGGUUAUUAACACAGGAAACAGAUGUGGAUGCUGAGUUAGAAUACGACCACAGGGGUCAACCAACUGAUUUUGCAAAUGUGUCGGAACCAGAUAUUGCGCAAAACCACCAGGCCGUAAUGGAUAUGAUCAAUGCAGUGGACUCAUCCGAGGACUACGCGGGUACCGUGGAGUCAGAUCACCCUUUCGCUGCGUCGACUGGGUAUUCGACCCUCGCGGAAAUGGUCGAUUCGGAUAAGUCACCAUCUUCGAGAGACAAUGUUUACCAUGAAGAUGCUAUUUUAGACGAACCAGAGACACAAAUAGCGCCCAAAUUCAACUUGGCUGUAGACGAGAAUACGAUAUUAGCUUCAUCCGCAGAUUUAGAAAUUACCGCAGACAGAUAUUCAGACCAACCCCUCGAGGAAUUCCGUGAUCAUACCUCAGUUAGAGAGGGUGACGAAUAUGAAAGUCUAACCGCAAUGGCUGAAUCGCCAUUCACCGGGGAGGAUAUUCCUCACGAACAUUAUGCAUCAGAAGUGCCAGAAGCGCAGCCCGAACACGAUUCCAAAUUGGCUGAAGCUGGUUAUGUGGUAUUGGCCACCCCCACUGAACAGGAAUUCCCUGUGAGCAGGUCUCCUGAACAAAAUGAGUACUCACUAACCCAGGAGCAUGUCGAGUACGAUGAAUCCAACUUUAUGGACAAAUUGGCGUCAACCGAGGAUGGUAUUCCGUUGCAUGAUGCUGUACCGGACGUACUGGGAACACAGCAGUGGGACCAACCCGAAGGUACUGAAAACGAACAAAUCUCCUCUGGUGCGUUUGAAAUCCAUUCAAGCAUAUCUCCUGAGCAAUACGUUGAAGAAGCAACUGACCACGUACCAACCAAGGAAGAUGCUGAGUUUGACGUUAUGCAUACAUCGUCUUUAGUUACACAAGACAUUCACGUACAAGACACCUCGGAGCCGCUAGAAUCCCACGAUGUUGAAGCUACCGAAGAAGAAAAAGGAAUUCCAUCAUCCUUCGAGGCCUUCGAAACGCAGUCAGAUAUGCAUCCCGAAAGACAAGUAGAAGAGCCGGUCAAACAUUCACCAAACGAAGAUGAUGUUGCUGACUACAUGCAUUCAGAAACGCCGGUAAAUGGAAGUUCCAGCCUUCUUGAAGGUACAACACCUUACAUGCCAGACACACAGUUGACACAAGGGCCUACAACAGAAAUGCCCUAUGACGCGUUUUCAUCUCCCGUUAGCACACAUCUCGAACAAAACGUAUCUGAUGAUGUGGCUACUUUUGCACCGCCGGAGAGAAUCGUGGAGUCCACUAAGGUUUUUGGAAGUCCCGGCUGGUCUGUACACGAGGAAGACGUUCCCCCCUUGACAUCUAGAGAUCAAGGCUCAGACAUAAGUGAUCUGGAUGACAACGACCGAGAGUUCUUGGCCUCUGGUAAAGGGGUUCCGAGGUCUGAACCCCAGUACUAUUCAGGUAAACAAUCACCUGGUGUUCCGGAGAGUUCGGAUGAAAGAUUUAACCAGGAGGCACCUGAAAGUAAUUCCAAAUGGAUUGCAGAUGAAGCCGACACAGCACCUGAAGAAUCAGCGGAAUAUUUACAUUCUGAAACGGUUGGAGAACGACGUCCUGAGCAGAUGAGUGACAUUCUGCCCGAAUCGCACCCUGAAUCUUCAAUGUAUGGUUCUGAUCAGCCGACAUACAUUGCUCCAGCCGAUACACUGGAUGAUGAACUCCUAGCAUCCCAACAUCCGGCCAGUUUCUCACAGUCUUUCCUAUCGGAUACCGAUGUUGUACAUUCUACGACAUCUCCUGUUGAACUUACAGCUUCUCACGAUCAGGUUUCAUUUGGUCAUACAGAUGAAGUGGAGUUUGAGCAUCACUUGCAACAGCCGGCUGACUCAACCACGAUUGAUGGCGGAGCGGCAAUCGAUUGUGCCACGGCCCUGAAGGAUUCAGAAUCUGUGCGCGAUUUCACUCCACUAACGCUGGAUGCAACCGGAGAUCACCUGGAUGACCAGCAUAACCUCGCGAGUCCGUUAUCGGAAGCUUCUGUCGACUCAGUAGUUCGAGGUGCUGCCGCUGUGAGCUCAACUCAGCCGGAAGAGACGUCCGACUCCGUUCCGGAGCACUCCGAUGCACGUUUAUCGACCGCUCAGUUCGCACCAGAUCACCAUCACCUUGAUACACACGAAAAUGGAACCAGCGAUGACCCGGAAGUAACGUCUUUUACACAACCCCAGAUGUCGGCGACAAACGGUGUGCAUACGAAUGGAAAUGCUUCUCACUUUGAUGAUGACUGGGUUGAAUAUGGUGAUCUUUCUCCCUCAUCGAAUUUCAAAGUGAUUUCCGGUCUUGCCGACGCUCAGGCACUUCGGAAAUCGAUGGAAUUUAACGAAUCGCACCCGGCUGAGGAUCCUCAACAUACUCUUCACUUGACAAGCCCGGUGUCGGAAUCCGGUAAUAGUGCAACUCUACCAGGCGAAUCGCCCGUGAGUGAACUCCCAGAGCAGUUUGAUCCUUUGCUUGCCUGGGGAAAGCCACAAGGAUUACCCGCACCUGUGGUUCCCGCUUCGACAACUAGAGGCGCGAUGACGAAGACAGCUGCCCCCGCUCGAUCCACUCCGUCCGGUCGGCUCGGAAUAGCUUCGAAGAGUCAGACACCAGCCUCGGCGAAAUCCACUCCGCGAACAAAGCAGACUGCAACUCCGCCCGUCCUGCCACCUGGUCCACCAGUUUUCCUCGAUUUGAUUUGGGUUCCAACCUAUCUUCCUCGCGUCCCACAUGAAAUGGCUGUGGAGUUCUUCAGUCGUGUCCGGGCGCGUACCUAUGUUCUUUCCGGUGAGGCACUGCAUCCGAUGAUUGGCGAAGCACUGUUGGAGGGCAAGUCCAAGUGGGGUCCGCAUGAUGCGAAUCGCCUCGCCUACCCAAUUCCCCUCUUCAGAUGUGGAACAUCUCUGUCGGACAUCCGCGUCAGAGAACACUGCCAAUACGAUUACUGUCUUGCCUACAGACGAACCGUAUGAAUGGACUUGUUGGCUUCGCACGCCAUGUGGACGUUUGGACCGCGAGACUGGUGAAUCCCGCCUGCAAGCAAGUGGAUUCCACGUGUUGCCCGCGGCCAGUCUGUGCGACAUUGAAUAUUCAGCUGGUAACGUGGCCUUCCGCUGCGAGGGUGUGCGUGUGGACUUCUAGUGGGCCUCUUCUGGGCCAUUGCUGAUAGUCCGUAAAACUCGUCAACUGCCAGCCUCGAUCAGUUGCAUCCUUUUGAAUGCGGAUUUCAAAGGCGAGCAGUUCCGCAAAGACGAGUUGCAGAUAUAUCAGUUACUUCAGUUUCCACACUAUUUCUCCAUUUCCUCGUAGUCGACUUCGGGAGGCCUGUCUCCCUUCUUUUCAUCCAGUGUCAUACUUGUACCAUCAGCGCCAAAAAGAAUGCCAUCUCUUCGUUGGUUCACCCGGAUGAACCUGCAUUUGCCACUGUUGUCGUCAUCAUCUUCGUUGUCUACGUUUUACCUCUCGUGUUUCUUCGCGCAACCAUCCAGUAUACCGUUCGCCACCGCUAGAUGACCGUUCAAUGCUUUGCUCCAUGUUUGUCGGUUCUCACCCACCGUCCACUCACAUCACCUUGUGCCUCACGACGAAUUCGUGCUCUACUGGCCUAGUCUGCAAUCUACGCAGCCAAUCACUCGCGAUGUUUUUUCCGCUCGUUGGUACUUGCUGUCAACUGACCUUCUGAUCGCUAGUUAAUGAACUGUUCUUGAUCCGGUUGGUACCUAUCCAUUUCGUUUUGUUUCGUUCCAUCCUAUAUCCGCAUACGUACAUUAAAAACACUAGGUUUCAUCCUGUCCGCAACGUUGGUUGACGACCGUGCUUUUUCAUUUUGAUUUGUUUUUAUUAUUUCUCCUCGACUGUUCGCGCCGUAGUUCAGAACCAUGCUGUUUGACUAGUCAUCGAUCGAUUUGGACGGCUGUGUCUUUGUGCUUGUUCUCUUCCGUCGUUGUUCACGUUUUUUCUUUCGUUUGUUUCCUGGUCAGCCUCAUUUGAUCAACCAAGGUCAUCUGUGUGACUGUGCGAAUGCCUUUCAAUUGUUUUGACAAUGGAAAUGGCUUUGAUAUUGAUACUACUGACUCCUGUGUUGAUGAACGGCGUUCUAACUCGUUUUCCCAUCCUAACAAGGUGCGCUUGCGUCCUAACCGAUAAUUUUGGAGAUGUGGUAGUACCCGUAUUUAACUAUUCAUAUAUUCUUAAACACUCAAACGUCUCGCCUGAACAAGGCGCAUCGGAGACUAAACGUAGCGCAAAUCAGAAGUCUGAAGGAUCCUAUUUU